AACAUGUGAGGCCAGAUACAACAUUCUUGACAACAAGUUCCUGUUGGUAUUCAGAUUAUAUGAUCUAUGGUAGAUCAAAGCACAUUUAACAUGUAUACCAGCUGUUUCUAUUUUUUUCCAAAGUAAUAAUAGCAGUUUUUAACAGAAGUUCAACCUGUGGAAUUGCGAGGAUUAUCUAGCUUAUUAAUUAGGGCAUCUACAACUCAUCUAAUUUGUCUCUCUAUAAUAGUAUUUAUCAACUAAAAUACUAUACAUAGCAAUAUAGAUGUGUAUAUAUAAUCUAAACCACAAAAAAGAAGUAAACAUCAUCUGUAUCCUACAAAAAUAAAUAUGAAAAAUCUCUCAAUCUUUCUUUGUGUGGUUAGCUUCUGCAUGAUUAGCCAUGUAUACGGCAGCAUCAGGAUUUCAAACGAACUCAAAUUCAAGAAAAAACUCUCUGUAAGCUGUUACUCCAAGGACAACCGAAUGAAGACAGAGAUAAUAGAACCAGGAGCACGAUAUGAAAAAUACUUCAACACCAACAUUUUCGGGACAACGCGUUUCAUGUGUACGUUGAGACAAGGGCCUAACUAUAGGCACACUCAGAGCUUCACAGCAUUCAAACAGGUAAGUUCCAGGGAUAAUGGAGCCUUGUGGGAUUGGAGAGCCAGAGAAAAUGGUAUCUAUUUGAAAGUGUGGGCGGGCAAACAUGAACAAGGCGGGGCCUAUAUGCAUAAGGCGUUUGAUUGGAUUUACUAGUUAAGAGACAAGCUUAUACACAUAUUA
Molecule: messenger RNA, 765 nt
Organism: Brassica napus (rape)
Lineage: Eukaryota; Viridiplantae; Streptophyta; Magnoliopsida; Brassicales; Brassicaceae
Product: S-protein homolog 17
Exons: 1
Coding region: 331-738 (135 amino acids)
Source: RefSeq, a predicted model, not a curated record